AUGGGGGGGUCAGAAGGUGGGGAAGGCGCAGACGGAGAGGCGGAGGCAGGCGUAGGCGCGGCGGGGAAUGCGGGCGUGAGCGUGAGCGUGGUGCCGUCGUCGCUGCCUGUGGUUGACGUGUUCUCGAAGCUCGACCCUACGACCGCUCGCACCGUCGCCAAGCUGUCGCCUGCGACCAUCACGUGCGACAAGGCCGUUCCGCUCGCUGCCGCGAACGCGCCUGGCGGGGGCCAGCACAGAGCAGCGCGGCUCCCCAACUGCGAACCUCCGCCCACCGAUACCCCCUGGCUCCGCCCCUCCGCUCCCGCCGCCUCCGCCGCCGUCGCCGCUUCUGCUGGUGUUGGGCAGGGGGCAGCAGCAGGUGGUGAUGGGAUUGGGGGAACGAGCGCAAUGGCGCAAGCAGGCGCAAUUGAGCAUGUUUCAAGCACUGCGGAGCGGGUGGGGCAGCAGCAGCACCAACAACAGCCACAGCAGCCGCCACAGCAGCAGCAGCAGCAGCAGCAGCAGCAGCAGCAGCAGCAGCAGGGGCGGUAUCCGAUUGAGCAGGCGCAGCAGGGGCGGUAUCCGAUUGAGCAGGCGCAGCAGGGGCGGGGAGGGCAUGUGGGCGCGGACAGUGAGAUGGCAGCGCCGUUCCAAGCAUGUGUGGACCACACGAAAGUGCAGCGCAUGGCGGAGCAAUCAGGGUGGCCGUACCUGUUGAUGCAGGGCCGAUCUGCAGGGCUGGUGGCGCAGGAGCAGGCGCUGCUGCGCGCCGUAUGGGUGGCCAAGGCUGUUGGCGCUGUGCUCGUGCUGCCACCAAUGGUGACACACGCAACGACCGGUGGAUUGGAGCAGCAGGGGCAGCGGCAGGAGCAGGGAGUGAAGGAGACGGGGAUGGAGAGGCUGUUCAGCACGCACUUCUUCAUCACUCAUAUGUACUGCUCAUCAGGGAUCUGGGUUGUGCCGCAGCUGCCUGGAAGCGUCUGGGACCGGCUGCCCACAGGGGUGUCCGGGGAUGACGUGGACGCCUUGCUGGCGCUGCCAGGUGGCAUCGCGCAGCGCAUCCCACGUGACGUAGUGGCUGCUAGUGGCGAUGCUGAGAGUGCAGCACUGGCAGAGUGGCUGCAAUCCAUGGGCCGCAAGACCAAGAAGGGCGAGGUCCGGCUGUUGAUAUACGACUCCUCAGACCCCAUCUCCUUCACCACCUCCCAGCAACCACAGCAGCAGCAAACCCAGCAGCAGAUGCAGCAGCAAUUGCAGCAGCAGGGGAGGGUGAGGAAGAACGCACUGGCAGCGCUGCGAGUGGUGCCCCCCAUAGCAUCAGUGACCACGCAGCUGCUGCACCUGCUGCGCAAGGCCUACCAGGCCCGCUUCGGCGACCUCUCCCGCUUCCACUUUGCUGCCCUGCGCCUGACGCUUGAGGCCCCACCGCAACUCGAAGCAGCAGGAGGAGAAGGGUCAGCAGGAGGUGCUCUCGCUGCUGCAAGCCUGCAGGCAGCACGCGAGGCGCUCUUGACUCUCCUGGACCCGUCCAGAACGCUGCUAUAUGUCAUCAUUGCCCCCGUGCCGCACCGCACGGCCAUUCUCCGGGAGCUGGCAGAGUCGUACCAGGUGGUAACCAGAGAUGACCUCAUCAGUGACGUCAGCAGCCGGUUUCCCGAGGGUGAGGUGCAAACAGCAUUGGAGCAGGGAGUUGCUAAGGAAGCGGCGGUGUUUAUGGGUUCGUCUGUGGAUGUGUUUUCGAGGUUUGUGUUUGAGCUGAGGUGCUUCACUCGCCCGCUGCUGGGCCGGUCACAACGAGCCACUGUGUUCUAUGACCUUGGCUUGUCUGUCGCCCCGUGUCAUGUGGAUCUCUAG
Molecule: messenger RNA, 1836 nt
Organism: Closterium sp. Yama58-4
Lineage: Eukaryota; Viridiplantae; Streptophyta; Zygnematophyceae; Desmidiales; Closteriaceae
Source: the annotation of a GenBank genome assembly